Prorocentrum cordatum is the source of this 3935-nucleotide messenger RNA. The record is from the annotation of a GenBank genome assembly. NCBI's taxonomy places the organism in Eukaryota, Dinophyceae, Prorocentrales, Prorocentraceae.
CCGACGGACACUGACGCCCUCUUGGCCAUGCUGGACAAAUCUCUCUCGGAGGAGGCCCGCGCUGAGCUGGCACUCUUCAAAGACAAGAUCGCACCGCCCAAGCCAGCUCAGCAGGAAUCACUCGACGCGAAGUACCAACGUCUCCUUGCAGCUGAACGUAAGGCAGCGGCAGCACUUACGAAGGCGGCAACCUCGGAGAGCAAGGCCAAGGAAUGGGUCGUCCAAUGCGAGGCCCACACUCAGCACUGUGCGGAGGCCCUCGGUGACGCCCAGGCCGCGGUGCAGGAGACCCUCGACGCGAUCAACGAGGCGCGCGGCACGCGGACGCCCUCGGCGUUCAAGUCGACGGCAGGCGGCCUCCACCUCAGCAAGCUCCUCCUCAGCGGGGAGGACCUCGCCUUUGAGGAGGGCGAGGCCUUCGACACCUCCGACCUCGAGCUCGACGCCGAGGACGCCAAGAAGUGGGCAGACCUCAAGCAGCAGUUCCUCGACGAGCUCAAGACGAAGGUCAAGGAGGUCUUCGGCUCAGGCGCCGCGGCUAUCCAGCAGCGCAAGCAAGAGCUGGAAGCCUUGCGCAGCAGGCUCCGCGCCAAGCGGCCUCGCACCGAGGCCGACGGCAGUGGGGCUCAGGCCGCCGAGGCGGGCGCGGGCAGCGCCGCGAGCGAACCAAAGAUAAGGAGGACAUUUAGCCAGCCCAGCUUUCGCACGAUCUACGUGCGGAACAUUACCGACUGGGGGCCAAAGUGCAAGAAGAUCGUGAAGUCGCCGCCGUUCCAGGCGGACAUCCUCGGACUAUUGGAGACUCAUGAGAGCGAGCGCACCAGUGACGCAGUGCUUGCAGAGUUCGAUGCAUCAGCUUGGAAGGCAGUUAUCUCACCGUCGCGAGCCGACGGUACAGUGCAGAAGGCAGGUGGAGUGGUCUUGGGAGCUCGACGCCACCUACAGUGUUCAUCAUUGGGCCACCUGGCCCGCUAUCGCAACCAGACAAAGGGACAGUUGCGCCACAGGAAGCCAGAGCCCCACUUCGUCGCAGGGCCCAUUGACUUCUGGGACUUCCAGGCGCUCACCAUCCAGAUGCAUCAUGGCCAGCUCACGGUGCUCAUUGUGUACCUCACCACAUCCAUCGGGGUGGCUGGCCAGAACCUCAUCAAGCUACAGAACCUUGGAGCUGUCAUCAAGAGUCUCAUGGGGGAUUGGAUCGCGAUUGGCGAUUGGAACGUGGUACCAACGGAGCUGGAGGAGUCAGGAUGGGUCAACUAUGUCGACGGCCGCAUCUGUAAGCCCUCCAACGUCUCGUUCACUCAGUUCACAGGUGGCCGCAUGCUGGAUUACGCGGUCAUCGGAGGGCCAGGUCAUCACGUGCCCGCCAAACUCUUUGCGGACACGAUGGGGGACCACAAGAGUCACAUGGGCCUGGUGGCCCAGUACACUUCACAGUCGGCGCCAGCAUGGGCUCUGAUCUUGCCGACUCCCUUCUCCUUCGCUCACCCUCCAGCGGAGCAGAAGGCUGCCGACCCGCAUAGCAAGCGCUCACGGGCCAAGCGCGAGGCUGAGCAGCGCAGGCUCGAGCGUAUGCAGGACAACCCCUUGGAGGCCCUCAACCCAGAGGUCACCGAGGCGGCGUCUCAGCAGCAGCCAGUGGAUGGCCCACCCCUGCCCGCGCACAUGUGCGGGCCGCCUUCGAGAGGAGGCCGCGCGGUGCCAGCCGACCUGCCGUCGCGGGCCCCCGUUGGCCCUGCGAUCUGGCGGUCGGCCGAGGCAGGGGCAGCCCCCAGUGCUGCGGAGGCGCAGGACAUGGACCACGGCGAGCAGCAGUCCCACGACCGUUUGCUGGGCUUUCCGAUGACGCCGCCGUGCCCGACGGUGGCCAGGCUCACGGCGGCAGAGAAGGACGAGCUGUGGGCACAGGUCUGCCACCGCCAGGUCCAGUACGAUGCACCGCCCGACUACAUUCGGGACUCCCAGGCGUACCAGUCCUCAUCCGAGGCCGCCGACAAUUUGGGCAAGCAGUACGCCAGAUGGAUCACGCACGUCGAAUACUUCUAUACAGACAUCAUGAAUGUAUCAGCUGAUGAGCGGCACCGCUAUGUUGGCCGAGGCAUGGCACGCGCUCCUGCCCAUAUGAAGAUCCGAGCACCUCGAGCAGGCACGGGGGCAUGCACCUCCAAUCGGGCAACGCGAUGGUGGAGCACUAUGGCAGCAUGUACUCAGCUGCUGGCAAAGGCCAUGGCCAGGACGAACGACGCGCUCUCCGAGGCUGGUGAGAACGCGGCAGACAUCAUCUACACCCAUGCACACGCUAUGCCCGAUGACAACCUUGUUCCUAUUGACAAUGCCACCAAGCUCAAGUGGCAGCAUGGUCUAUCAGCUGUGCGUGAAUGGUCUACUGACCAGGCUGCCACCAUGGCCUAUGCACUGGGGAUCCUGGCCGACAGGUUCCAGCGCGCUGAGGUCCGACAAGGACUACAGGCCUUCCAGGAGUGGGUCAUCCAGUGCACGGCCAAGAGACCUAGCAAGGUCCUCAAGUGGAGCACCGACUCAGCGGGGCCGAUCAUGGAGUACGGGGUCGGGCCUACGGCGUCCACCGACCUCCUUAGCAUCAUGGAGGGCAAGCGAGGUGCAUGGUCGCAGCGCUGGAGUGGCACAGUUAACCUCUCCGACCUCCAGGCGUUCCGCCGCAAGUGCAGACUCCUUGCGGAACUUGAGGACGCAUGGCAGCCCAUUGAUCCCUACCUCAUACACGAGAAGGCCACCGUCCUGCCCAACGCCACGGGCCGUGGCAGUGACAACCUCGGCCCCUUGGACAUUCGCAACUUGCCGUUCCAGGCCAAGCAGGACCUGGCUGAUUUCUUCAACCAGUGCGAGAGGCAGAUGGCGUGGCCGUGGCAGCUCAUGAGUGUACUUGUGGGCAUGCUUCCGAAGCCAGACGGCUCGGAGAGGGGUGUCGCAUUGAUUCCAUGGCUCAUGCGCUUCUGGGCGCAGAUGCGUAAGGUCAUCGGGGCCGAUUGGUGCGCGGCCAAGGCCGGACACUGGGACCAGGCCAUCAAGGGCAGCAGUGCCCUCCAGUGCGGCAUCUUCCGCCUGUUCUGCGACGAAGUCGACGACGAGCUGGACGUGCACUACGCCAACGUGAUGUGGGACUUCGCAGAAUUCUACGACAGCGUCAACCCCAUCAUGGCAUUCGAGGCGGCUCUCAGGCUCGACUUCUCGCCCAGGAAGCUUGGCAUGGCGGCGGUCCUGUACAUGUCACCGAGGCGGAAGCUGACCCUUAUGUCUCCCGUGCCCCGCAUUGCCUACGGAGCUAUGGCUACAGGCAUGGCCCCGUCCCAGAUUUUGAAGGUUCAACGCGCUGUGGCGGGGGCGUUAGGGGGUCGCAAGGCUGGACGCUGCCUGACUGCUUACCUGGCGCUUGAACUCGGGAAUCGCAACCCAGGCAUAGAACUUAGAGUCCGCCAGCUGCAGACGUGGUUUCAGUUUAUCACCCGUGACAAAGACAGUGAGCACGUCCUUCCCAGACUUGCCAGAGCUUGGCCCAAGGUGGCCAACCGUGUCGCCCAGACCCCGAAGACCGACCGCUGGAGACAUGUCCGAGGACCGAUGGCGGGGGCGGUCGCGGCGCUUCUGGAUGCGGGUUGGACGGCCACUGAUGACACGUAUUUAACUUGGUGUUCACCAGUCACAGACGACUGGUGGCGACUAUCACUGCAGUCUGGCGAUAUCGACUACGAACCUUUUCUUGAAGAAUUCACCCAGUGCCUGUGGAGCCAAGCGUGGAAGCAAGCUAGCCAGCACUACUUGGGCGGGGGGCUGGAGGGUGGGGCGGACCUCUUCUCCCUUCGGCAGUCUCUCCGCACCUUAGACAAGAUGACCUCCACAGCUGCUCCAGGCAUCAGGGGUAAUGUAAUGGCCAUGGCAACUGGAUCAACCUGGCCGAG